CAGGAAGUGAAUUUAAAGAAAUGAGUAAUCCAGGAACUCGAACUGAUACCAGUUGCGGCGGGCAGGACCGAAGAGAAUACAGUCUAAACUUUUUGAAUGUUGGACACGCGGAAACGAAGAAGACAUGUUAAUAAAGGAAUUCCGAAUUGUCCUGCCCAUUUCUGUUGAGGAGUAUCAGGUGGGCCAACUGUACUCCGUAGCAGAAGCUAGUAAGAAUGAGACUGGAGGUGGAGAAGGGGUGGAGGUCCUUAAAAAUGAGCCCUACGAGAAGGAUGAUGGAGAGAAGGGACAGUAUACGCACAAGAUCUACCACUUACAGAGUAAAGUUCCGACUUUUGUACGGUUGCUGGCCCCAUCAUCUGCUAUGAGGAUCCAUGAGAAAGCCUGGAAUGCCUUCCCAUACUGUCGCACAGUUCUUACGAAUGAGUACAUGAAGGACAAUUUUCUAGUCAUGAUUGAAACAUGGCACAAGCCUGACCUCGGUGAACAGGAAAAUGUUCAUAAACUUGACCCAGAACAUUGGAAGAAGGUAGAGGUAGUAAAUAUUGACAUUGCUGACAGGUCUCAAGUGGAUACUAAAGACUACAAACCAGAUGAAGACCCAGCCAUAUUUAAAUCACAGAAGACUGAAAGAGGGCCAUUAGGACCUGACUGGAAGAAAGAGCUUCCUCAGAAGACAGAUUGCCCUCAUAUGUGUGCCUAUAAACUGGUUACUGUCAAAUUCAAGUGGUUUGGCUUGCAGAACAAGGUGGAAGGAUUCAUCCAGAAGCAAGAGAAGCGACUGUUUACCAACUUCCACAGGCAGCUCUUCUGCUGGUUAGACAAAUGGAUCGAGCUGACAAUGGAGGACAUUCGUCGUAUGGAAAAGGAGACACAGAAAGAACUUGAUAAUAUGCGAGAAAAGGACCCAGUAAAAGGCAUGUCUGCUGCGGAUGAAUAAGGUGCUGUCUAAACAGCAGCAGUUUUGGAAAGAGUCGUUGCAGUGUAAUGGGCUGCACUCUCUCUCCUCAAGCUUCACUCCAGUAUAGGUUCUCUGUUCUCCACAGCUGUACCCAGGAGGUCUGGCAACACAAUGCUAAACCUCAAAGGUUGUUUCUUACACUAAUAUUUUCUUCAGCCCACUGUGAGUCCAUGUCUGCUAGCUUUUAUUUUUAAAGUGUCUCCAUAUAUAUGUGUUUACCUGUUUUCUGUCAUUUGCCUUUUGUUAAAAAAGUUGAAGAACAUCAGCACUUAACUGCUUUGAAUUUACCCUCACUUCUUGUGUCACCAGCAUGUUAACAUGUUUCUCUAUCAGGCAUUUCCACUCUUGGCAUGUAUGUGUUUUAAAAUUCUUACAUAAUGAAACUACCUUUUAUGAGACUUAACCAUAUGUUUAUCGUAUUAGAGGGUUACAGCUCAGUCACACUUUUCUCAGGACUUUUGGUAAAUUUGAAAGUACUGAAUCUUAAUAGUGUGAUAUUAGCAGGUUAACGAUAAUCAAUUAAACCAUGUUUACAAUAAUAUAUGGGGGUUCAAUAACAUUUCGGGUAAAAAUCAUUUUGAAGUUAUGAGUGUUAAUCAUGAACUGAAUGGUUUCAAUGGUAUUUGCAUGUUCUGUUCUACUUUGUCCUUUGGAAUAAUAAACACACUGUGUGUUUACUGAAUUUGGAUACAUUGUAAAACUCAUUUAUUAAAUCUGAAUCAUGAUCUUAAAUGGAUGGUAUUAAAAAUAAUUUAUAUU
Xyrauchen texanus (razorback sucker) is the source of this 1720-nucleotide messenger RNA. It is a transcript of the gene pitpnaa, whose product is annotated as phosphatidylinositol transfer protein, alpha a. Lineage: Eukaryota; Metazoa; Chordata; Actinopteri; Cypriniformes; Catostomidae. Gene Ontology annotation, biological process: phospholipid transport. Gene Ontology annotation, molecular function: phosphatidylinositol transfer activity; phosphatidylcholine intramembrane carrier activity; phosphatidylcholine binding. The coding region runs from base 125 to 940 and encodes 271 amino acids. The transcript is spliced from 12 exons. Gene Ontology annotation, cellular component: cytoplasm. The record is from RefSeq and is a predicted model, not a curated record.